AAUACACUUCGUUCGAGGAGACCGUAUGCAACCGCGGGGGGCAUCGGGAUUGAUAGGGAUGUUUCCAUCAUGGCGGCAUCCAUUUCAGGUUAUACUUUUAGUUCUGUGUGUUAUCACAGCGCCAACAGCAACUCAGAUCAUGUAAGUAUCUAACUUCAUGUUGACAUAGUUAUAUGCAAUGUCUGCUUUAGUGUUCGUCGCCCUACGGUUUGUCAGUUCGUUUAUCAGCGCCAUUAGUUUGUGUUGUUUUCCAGUGUCAUCAUCCUGUUGCUGGCUAGCUAGUCCUGGUCCCGUCUAUUUACCGGUGGGUACGGUUUCAAUAGACUGUAUGGCUACAGCAAGGAGAAGUCAUUACCUACCAUUUUAGCAACAGAGGCACCUGUGCGAGUAACGCAGGAAUACAAGGGGGAAACUGACGGAAAUAAGAGGCAGUAAAAUAAAGGAAAUGAUACCCGGAAAGUUUGGGUGUCAGCACAUAGUCAGCAGCGAGCACUUAGCAUGUUAGCUAAGCCACCUAAGCGAAUGACUUCCGUGUUUCGGUGCUGCAAGAGUCUGAAGACACCUCGAUCAGUUAUCUUGUGGUGGCGUUAUGUGGCAUGAAAUGAUGAAAAACACACCCAGUUUCUGAGUUGAAUGGAUAAAUUAGGCUUCUCCUUUUCUUAAUUGUCUCAUUAGCUUGUUAGCCUCACAGCUAAUUGUGGUUGUUUUCAAAGUAAUACCAUCAAAUGAAAUCUCUGACAUGUUUCCUUAAUAGUCGCUUUAGCAAACUUCAUCCGGAAUUAAACCGAAAUCAAAAGCUCUGAGUUUAUCACAAGGAAAAGAAACAGUGUCCGGAAAUGGACGAGCUAAACCGACUAACGCCGAGGGGCUGUUUACAUAUCUGAUCCUCCUGUCAGAAGUGAAGAGUCAGUCCGGACAGCUGGUCUGCUGCUAAAUACAAGUUUGAUCACAUACCUGGAAUAAGUAGAAGGAAUAAACCAGCACCUUUAUGUACCACUGACUGUCACAGAGUAACAAAUGAAGGAGGAAGAAGUCACUGAGUUUACUCCUGAAACAACACUUUUAUUCUUCAUUCUUGCUGUUUUUAAAUCAGUUUAUAUAUUUUGUAUGAGAUUAUGACAUUUGUGGGGUGAUCUGAAGAGGGCUGUGCAUAAGAGAUGCCCUCACAAUGUUUUUAUAUUGUCUUUUUCUGAGUUGUUUUGUUUUGUUUUAUAUGGGACAGUGUAUGGAACUGUGUAUGUGUGCUGUCUUUGUGCAUGUUUUCAAGUUACUGCAAAUGAAUUUCCUCGUGGGGACAAUAAAUUCAACCUACCUACCUACCAAUCUGUCAGCAAAGAAGAGUGGGCAAAUAUUGCCACAUCAAGAUGUGCCACACUGAUAGGCCCCCAUACAAAAAGGUGGAAAAAGUUGUGAAAAUAUUUAUCUUGCUGUCAUUUUCUUACAUCACUAAAACCUGGCAGUUGAACAGGGGUGUGUAGACUUUUUAUAUCCACUUUAUGUAAAUGUUCUUUAUGUAUACAGCCCUUUACAAUAACCCUUUCAGUGAACCAAAGUGCUUUACAAUACAUAGAAAAUAAAAAUGAAUAAAUAAAAACAAUACAAAUAAUAAAAAAGAAUACAAUACAAUACAAUGAAAUAAAGUGCUACUAGGCUACUGAGUAUUAAAAGCCAGCAUAAAUAGGUAUGUUUCAGUCGGGAUUUGAAAAGGCCCAGGUCGGAAAUAAGUCUCAUUUCGGUAGGGAUCUUAUGUUUGUUUGUGUUUUGACCUGGGCACCUCCAGCAGAAGUUGAUUUGAUGACCUCAGAGCUCUACCUGGCUCCCAAACGGUUAAAAGCCCAGUCAAAUAGAUGGGGACGAGGCUGUUAAGACCUUAAAAAACAAACAUUAAAAGUUUAAAGUCAAUCCUGAAAGAAACGGGAAGCCAAUGAAGGGAGCUAUAGACAUCUAUCAUCUAUAAUAUCUUGCUAAAUCCCUGUAACUCUAGAUAACACAAUUACAAUGCUCUUAACUUUACAGGUAUUGCAAAACCCCAAAUAUUUUUGCCACAGUGCGCACACAUUUCCUCAAAACUGGUGUUGUUUCUGUAAUUUGUCCAGAUGUGCCUUUGUCUUUCUGCAAAAUUUCCUGAGUUAAUGUUGUCACCUGUACCCCAUCCUUGUUAAUUGGCUGUGGAUUUCCAGUAUGUCUUUCUUCAAAUAAUUACACUUUUUGAUAGGUAAACUAUUUUGCAAACAUAAUCUGAUGAGCUACAUUAUGUAUGUUGAGCCAUUUUUCUCAGCCAAAGGUCUUAAAGAUGCAUUUUUAUUACACACACUCAUGCUGUAACUAGAAUGUGUCACUCUGAUCAGCUUUGGUUGCUUAAUUUUAUCUUGAGUCACUGAAAUAUUGAUAAUCAAUGAAUUGAUUUGUCAUGGUUAGGUCAGCUUCCUAACUGAUGUUUUUGUGUAUUCGCAGGAGGGCUUCCUAUUAGGAGAAGUAAGGCAAGAAGAGACUGUCAGCAUCAGUGACACACAGAUCAGCAGUGCAGAAUUGCUACAGGUAGUAGGUAAGCUUUCCAAACGGACAAAACAACAACAUACAUACGUCAUUAUAGGCAAUGAUUAGCAGAUUUUCUGUGUGUCGUAAAUCCUUUAGAAGCAGUGUUUCUUGAGAACAUAAUCACAAGACUUUAUACAAUAGAUAUCUGUAAACUGCAACAACAGGAAGGUUCACGUGUAAAUUAUUAACUAUGGCUGAAUUCCACUGAGGUGCAUCAGUGUCAGUCUUGGUAAUAAGUACGCUGACUCAGUGUCAUUUGGAGAAAACAGGGUCUUGGUAAGUGUUGUAAAGGACAUGUUUUUUCUACAAAGUCAAUUCAACUUUUCUGCUUUUAAAAAUAUAGAAUAAUCCUGAUUUUAAAGGAACAGCUUUAAAAAACACUCCUUUGAAAGUUUCUGCAUCACUUAGGCUCACCCACUCAGUUGUUAUCUAUUGUUAUACUCUCCAAAAUAUGAGAACCUUUUAGGUUGUUGACACCUCCCCUCACUCUCUGUUAUUUUUUCUGCAUCUAUUGAGGUUGACUUGAAGCAACCUAAUAAUACACACUGUACAUGUUGAUGACUCCAUGUGAUUUGUUUAAAACAUCCACCUGAGAUUUACAACAAGUAUAGGUCAGCCAAGCCUUUAAUGUCUGGGUUGGUUUGUAAAACAUGUUUUUAAAGGUCUUGUCAGAAAAGCAGCAUAAAAGCAUACAAUAAGCUCUUCGCUCCAAGCUUAUUGAUGAUGGCAAGAGGACAGAGAGCAAAAGAAAACAAAAAUACACAAUUAUUCUUGUUAUGUUUUCAGGUAUACCUAUUGAAGAGCCACAGAUGUAACUUUGAAUAAAACAAAAAUCCCAAAACACAGCCAUAUGUUACACAGUAUUAGUGCUAGAUUUCCCUUUUUCUAACCUCACUAGUCACAGUGAAAGCUUCAUUUUCCUUCCUCCCCAAAUUUCAUCUAUUCUAUCUUAACCUGUUUUGAUUAACUUUGAUGACUGAAAAGCCAAUGAAAUGUGUACAAUAUAUGAGUUGUGUGUGCGUAUGUAUAACUGAAGCAUCUGUCUCUGCAUCUUUCCAACAGAAAUACAUAACCAUGAUCCUUGUGCACAGUUGUUUAGGUAUGAUAUUACUUUUCUUUUUACUCCAAAACAGGUGAAAUAAUCAUCAGUGAAUGUGCAUGAUGUAAAAUACAAAAUGGAUAAUAUUGAACACAUAAACUAGAGCAAAAGCUUUUGUUGUGUAUUGAGUGUACAGAGCCUGGUGUUAUUUAGAGGUCUGACCUUUUUUAUUAUUUCUGCAGUGAAGUCUGCAUCGAUGAUAGUUCACUGUAAAUUAGUUUAUACAUUUUAGGUGGAUACAUCAUUUGCCUUAUAUCCAUUUCAGUACAUUUCGGCUUAACUUGACACUGGACAGUAGAUGGCUCCAUCUGACAAGAUUAGAUGACAGAAGGAGGCCAACGGAGAGGAGGAGUAGGAAUUUGAUGAAUCAGUUUUGACUAACUUGUAUUUUUUUGCCCUCUCAUCAGCUUUUAUGACUACGCAGGCAAAAUUGAUGAAGAAAGUCUCAACAGCAUUCUCAAAGACAGGCGGAAAGUGAGUGCUUUUAAUUGUUACAAACAUGAUUACUUCACAUCAUCUCUAGACCAAUGCUAUGCUAAAGUCAUGUGCCAGUUCUAUGAACAAUCUUUCCUCUGUCCUCGGCCAAGUCGCUAAGGUAAGUAGCAUGUUAAAGCUCAAACUGGGGUUUGGAGGGGAGAGGACUGAGAAGGUAAAAGGGGAAACUGAAGGAGCUACGCAUGAGGAUGCACAGGAACAGCCUUCACAGAUGUCUUUUAGCUGAAGGACAUGCCCCUGUGUCACACACUGCUUACUGAUUAGAUUGUGCUUAACUAGAAUUUUAGACCGAUAGACUGACCUUGAAACUGUCACUAGGGGAUACGCUGAAAAUAAACAAACGUUGACUCAUACAGACACUAAGAGAUGAGGGAUAAGAACCAAAUGUUAGGCAAAACUUUUAUAAAUUUGAUAAACAGAGGAUCUCUCCUGGGUUCUAAACCUGAUUUGUCUAAUAAUCACCGUCCAAUAAGAGUUACUUGAGUUUGAAUUGAGUCAUAUUUGUAAUGGAGUUAUUUUUGUGUGUGUGAUUAGCCAUUUCUGAUACAGUCUGACUGUAUGAGGAUGAAUCUGUCUGUAAGUGUCACUUGGUACAUAUAUCGCCAUGUCAUCAAUGAGCCAUAGGUUUGAAGACUGAUAUAUGUCUUUUUUCCAUGAAACAUUACACUUAAUAUAUCAUCUUAAGCAUUCUAGACUAAUAAAUAAUCCUAAUAUUUAUUGAUUAUUUUGUAAUGAUGCAUUCUACCAUUGUUUGGUUCUAAACAGGACAGAGUAAGAAGACUGCAGGUAGUUUUUGAUGUGCAGGUGUUAAGGCGUUUGUUAAACAGCUAUCAUACAGACAAAACGUUGCUAGUCUGUGUAUUUAGUCAAAUCCUCAGAGUGUACAUGUGUGCAGACACGCUACUGUCAAAGCUGACUGACAGCUGAUCAGUGGAGAUCCAUCUACCAUGACUAACAUGAUUCACAAGACCCUCCAGAGCAGUGGUUCACAAGUCCAGUCCUCGAGGCCCACUGUCCUGCAUGUUUUGGCUGUUUCCUUGCUCCAGCACACCUGAUUCAAAUGAUCAGCUCGUUAUUAAGCCAUUACAGAGCUUGAUAACGAGCUAAUCAUUUGAAUCAGGUGUGUUGGAGCAAGGAAACAGCCAAAACAUGCAGGACAGUGGGCCUUGAGGACUGGACUUGAGAACCACUGCUCUAGAGGACAGUAUAUCUCACAAGUGACACCUGAAAUCAGAAUUAGUUUUUGAAUCCAAUUUGAGUUUUAUUUCUGCUAACCAGUGAUCGCCUCAAGUGUAAGUUUUACACCAAAAUGUGGGAUUGCACUGAAGAUAAUAAUGAAUCCCUCCCUUACUGAUGCAUGCCUCUUGAGGAUUUGUUGAACUUUAAACAGACACUGAUCUGGACUGUGCUCAGUUUGGGUAACAUAUAUAUAUAUAUUUUUUUUUUAAACCCUUUUUGUCUGUUCAUGCAGAACGUCAUUGGUUGGUACCGGUUCCGGAGGAACACACAACAGCAGAUGUCAUUCAGAGAACAGACCAUCCAUAAACAGCUGACUCAGCUGCUUGGUGUGCCCGACCUCGUCUUCCUUCUUUUUAGCUUCAUCUCCACCGCCAACAGCUCCACACAUGCACUGGAGUACGUGCUCUUCAGACCUAACCGCAGGUAAUAACUGCAUGUAGACUAACAUGAGUUGACAUUACACACACUGUCAGACUGUCAUGGUAACCUGUCAAACUACUAUUUAUUUAAAAGGUAGUCAGGUAGAAAUGACAAUAAGUUUAAAGUAGUGCAAACUCUCCUGUUUUGACGUGUAUACAUUAGUAUGUAGAGGACUGAAUUAUGCUUUAAAUGUCCCACUUAUACAGCUCACAAGGUAAAUAGAUUCUGACAAGUUUACAACAUAGAAGGUUCAUAUCUGUAUUAUUGUAUGUCUGCAGUGUUUAUUUCCUUCAAACGUUUGCCAUGUUCUUAAAGAGUUUAUCUGAAUCCCAGUAGGUACAACCAGAGAAUCACCCUCACAAUUCCAAACCUCGGCAACACAAGCCAGCAGGAAUACAAAAUGUCCUCAGUGCCCAACACCUCUUUUAACUACACCCAGGUCAUCAAAGAGCAUGGGUAAGUGUUUUCCUUUAGUUUUCCACGGUGCCAAUGUCACAGCUAACUCCCCUCUUUUCACUCAGGGAGGAUUUAGUAAACAGGCCCUUGUCUUCUUUAAGAAUUUGUGGAGGGGAGGCAGCCACCUGUUUUGACCUUAAGGCGUACGACAGCUUCACCUUCAGGGCAUACUCUGUGUGAACCCCCCUACCCUCCCUCUUUUUUCCCCCCACAAUGCACUCCUGGUUCUUCUUGGUGGUGUUCACUGACAGCAGCACCCAGGAUUCUCAGCAUUCAUGUGUUUGUAUAUGCUCGUCCUAAUUGUGCAGAAGUGGAAUCCAACAUACAUAAACAUGUGACUGACUGCAGUUGAAAGCUGGUAUGUUACAGGCUGCACGUGCUCCUUGUAUUCGCGUCUUUGUGUCUAAACUUAGACCCCCCUUUUUCUCCUGUGGCAGAGGGUUGAAUACCAGUAUCAUCUAUACACCAGAGGCGAAGAGCCUGUGUAUGCUGCGCCCUAAAAACUAUCCUUAUUCUUCUGAGCCUGUUCAGUGUAUAUUAGUGCAAGACAGAUUGAAGUUUGAUAUAGGAAGGAAAACAGUUUGAUAACAGCCAAUUUAAAGUAUUUUGAUGGACAAACACAGGAUGCUUUUAUAACUCUUUCUUGUACAUUAUUUUAUCUUUAAAUGAUGUCAUUAAUCAUGGUGAAUAUGUUUCCAGGGCUGAAUUCUUUGAUAAAGAUGGUGUGAUGAAGGAUAUCCGAACAAUAUUCCAAGUCUACAGUGCGCUGCAAGACAAAGUGCAGGUGAGCUGAAUAACAGCCCGAGCUGUUAACUGGAUCUGUGAAUUUAGUGAGGAGACUGUUUUCUGUGGUUUUUUUUUUUCACCUCAAUUUUGUUCGCCUGUUUUUUUUUUUUUUCAUUUUUAGGCGGUGUGUGGGGAGGUGGAACAAAGUGAACGAGUAAAGGAGAAAAUCCAAGAGGAUGUGAACAAACUCAAGCAACAAAUUGCUCUCAGGAAACGCAAGACCGCAGAAGAAGAGAGAAGUCAGUACCUGUCCUAGGAUUUGCAUACUAGAAUUAUGUCACUGAGUUGUAAAUGUGAAGGGCUUCGAAAGACUGGUGACUCAUCAGUCACAAACAGCAAUCAAGAAACAGACUACCUAGCUGGUGUUUUAAAGCAUUUCCCUUCUUUUGAGUUGAUCCUUUUCCCUCAAGCUCAUUUCAGAAACAUGAUCAGUCAGCCAGUCAAACUUGAUUUCCUCUGGUUUUAUAUGCUCCUUUUACAUUUCCUCUCUGUUCCGCAGGACUCCGUGAGUCCCAGAAUGCAGACUCCCAUUCCGCUUCAGAGGAGAACGCAGACCCGUCUGAGGCUUUGUCUCUGUCCAGGAUAACUUUCCACACACCCUCUGCCCCAGAGCGGCCCAGUACCUCACCUAACCCCCCAUCAUAUUCUGACCUCUUGUCCCAGGGUGACUCUCUGCUCUCCUCUUCUUCCCCAACCACAAGCGCUGCUCUUCUACCCAGGCCCCAAGCUGUAGGCUCCCCAGGACACCCCACCCCUGGCCCAGUUGGGAUGGGCCUGGGCCUUGGGCUGGGCCUGGGUCUAGGCCUAGGUGCCACCUCUAACCCUGUCACCACUCCCAGCAGCCCAUACCUUGGCAAUGGGGAUGGAUCAAGCUCUGACUCAUUAGAUAGACAAGCUGCAGGGCAGGAGGAUGAUGAAGACGAUGAGGACGAUGACGAUGAAGAAGACGAGGACAGUAGCGAGUAUGAGAACUUAUUGAGUGAAGCCCCACAUCUGCCAAUGGUCACUCCCAGCGUUUUAGCGCAAGGCCGACCGGCUGCACUUAGUCCUGACGGGGAUGCUCGUGGCUCACAGACCACAUAGAAACAUGCCACAGGGUGUGUACAGGACACGAGUUAGUGACACACCUUGAGAGGUUGGCAUCUCAAGCAAUCAAAGAUAGACAGAUACAGACAAAAGAAGUGCCAGUCCUGAAAGUGAAAGGCAUGCACAGGUGGGUUCCGCUGUGAGUUUUUCUUCUCGUCUUAGUCUGAUCUCCAUUUUAAGGGGAAACUAUGCUAGGCUUUGCAGGCUCAUAACAGGUGUGUCUCUCACUGGGGAAGAGUCUUCUCGUUUCAGUUUUUCUAUAUGGAAUGGGGUCGGUCUUGGUACUCCAGCGUGGAUGAGUCUUGUUUCAUUGCUGGAAGUUGAUACCACAGAGCGAUUUAUGCCAACUGGUUGGCAAUUCGGCUCCCUCUUAAAGACAAGCCCCACUCCACAUUUUCUGUUUCUGUCCUUUUAUUUUUUUUUGUUUGUUUCACUUUUGUGUCACCAGUUCUGAGCACCCACUCUUGCAUUACCUCUUGCACAUUUUUUUGCCUUCCUUUAAACGAACAAUCUCAGAAAAAUUAUGGGGAAAAUAUUUUGCAGCCUUCAAACAAUUUUUUAAAAAUGAUAUAGGCAAAUGGUUUAGUUUUUAUUUUGUAAUUUGAAGAAAAAGAUAUAUUUGUAAUUAGACUUUCUUUAACAUGCACAUUUUCGUAUUUGAUUUUGGACUUCUGACAUGUUGUUUGCCAUGCUCCACAGUCUUUCAUUAAUCAUACAGUUGCCUAUUUAAAUGAUAAAGAAUAGAUUUCAAACUAAAUUUACUCUGCCACUUCUUUAAAUGGGUGCUUUAUAUAUACAUAUAUACUAUAUAUAUAUUUUGUCGAUUAACAGUUAAUCUAAUUUGAUUGACAAGAAUGUCAAUGUCUUGUUCCUCUUGGAUAACACUGAAAUUGUAUGCGCUUUGCUGCACUUAACAAAAUUUAAGAUUUCUUUAUAAUUGUGCUUUACCAAUGCUGAUAUGUUGUGCCACUUGAGUUGUCCUCUUUGACCCUGAACCAAACUUGGCUCAGCUUUUUGUGUGUUGUACGGGGUUCACAGGGCAAACACAAUGUACUGUAGCUUUACUAACCAGAUGCUUAAGGUUCCCUUUCUGCUGCUGCAACCAAGAGAGCUACCACUGAGAAAACUGCAUCUGUCUAUCUGUUUUUUCUUCUUUACACGAGAACCUGGCUGCUACUUCCACUUCUACAUGCUGGUUGUCUCCAAUACUACUGACUGUGAUCGUAUAACCACUUCAAGUUCACUUCUCACUGACUUGUUCUCUAUUAAAGUCAAAUUGUAAGGCUGAUACCCCCUGUAGUGUGUGAAUUUCAACCUCGGGAACAGAGUGUGCAAACACCUCUCUGUCUUGUUAUAGCUCGAAGCAGACCUCAUGUUCUGGCCUUGUCGGGACAUUGUCAUGUGUAGAGAUCUGGAUAUUACGGUGAAAGUACGAUGAAAGUAUUCUAACCUUGCUUCAUCAUACAGUGCCUUUAAUUCUGGGCAGUUUCUAUCUGCAAAUGGCACACAUCCACAGAUCUAUUUUAAUGAAGGGGUAGAAUCAUAACAAAAUGUCCUAGCUUUUUUGAUUAUCAGUUGUAUGCCUCUUUUCUCAAGUUGUCCUGUUUUAUCUACCUGAACGAUACUUCCCAAAGCCUUUUUUCCUUUUUUUUUUAUAAAUGUCACUGAUGACUUCUAGGUGGACCUGGUUGCAGCUGUGGCUUUGCUUGCAUAAACAUCUGAAACUGGAAGUUUAACUUUAAAGUCAGCAGCAAUCUGCAUCGUAACAGUUACUUCCAGCAAAGUAGAGUGGGUAAUGAUUGGUUUGACUGAAAUUGGGAUUUUUUGUUAUCACCUCAACCAUUUGAAAACAAAUAAGUACCAAGGGGUCGGUCGGUCUGGUGCUGAAUGUAGGACGCCCUCCUUGCAUGAGCUGGUUUUGACACUGCAUGGACAGACAUUUGCACUGUACAUGGAAGACGUCUCACAUCGGUUUGAAAAUGAAGACCUGUUUUUGUUGGGUGAAGAUACUGCCUUGUGAACAAGCUCUGCUUUACAUACACAGCCUGUUUGUGUAUCAUGUUUUCUGCCUUAGAGUCAUUUUCUUUGCCCUGAUGUGUAAUGCCAAUGUAUCACUUAUCAGGAACUGGCACUCAUGAUGUUACUUAUUAAUCACAGAGAGUAACGCAAUCACAAAAAUGUUAAAGGAAAUAACAAAAUCAGUUUGUUGGGAGUGUGGUUCCCUUUGAGUACUGGAAUAUAAUAAAGAAAUGUUCAAUGAAUGUAUAGUAGACAAAGGUGGGGGUAGCAUUUUAACAGCACUGACUGUAUGAGCUUGUCUCAGUUGAGUGUUGUGGUGGUAUAGAGCAGCAGUUCUUAGUCCUCACUUUUUUAUCCAGGUCCUCAGACCCUUGCUUACAAGUCCCUGUGUGUAACUCUGGGCAGAUGGGAAACCAGCAGAAGACCACAGGCACAAAGCAUGACAGGACUUAGAUUGUUAAGAUCCUAUAUUGUCCAAGUUCCAAAAUAAUACAAAUAUACACACAAGUAUUCUCACUGUAUGGGUUGACCCUUCCCUUCCUACCCCUGAUGGGUCAUUGCAACAUCAACACCUCCCUGAAAGCACAAAGUCCAGGGCACAGCUUAGAUCUCCUGAGCUUAGAGCAGGACAUGUGAACUUGACAAAAGCAGACCAAGGACUUUCUUGGACAAGCACAGAGAAAUAUGGUUCUCAAAGUGGGGGAUAAUAAACAAAACAUGCAUAUGUUACAUGAUGUGCC
Molecule: messenger RNA, 10878 nt
Organism: Xyrichtys novacula (pearly razorfish)
Lineage: Eukaryota; Metazoa; Chordata; Actinopteri; Labriformes; Labridae
Source: the annotation of a GenBank genome assembly